Messenger RNA from Penicillium taxi, 438 nucleotides. RefSeq lists its product as uncharacterized. Lineage: Eukaryota; Fungi; Ascomycota; Eurotiomycetes; Eurotiales; Aspergillaceae. Gene Ontology annotation, molecular function: transmembrane transporter activity. The coding region runs from base 1 to 438 and encodes 145 amino acids. The record is from RefSeq and is a predicted model, not a curated record. Gene Ontology annotation, biological process: transmembrane transport. The transcript has a single exon.
AUGCCCUCGGAUUUCCUAUCCGUGCCCCUUUGUGGCUAUCUGGCUGACCGGUAUAUCGGCCCGCUGAAUUUCCUUAUUCCUUGGGUUGCCCUAUGUGGUAUUUUGAUGUUCUGCUGGGCUGCCGUAGACACUGUGGCUGGAUUAUACGUUUUUGCAGUGUUCUAUGGGUUAGCAUCAGCGGCAGCUAUGGCUUUGUUUGCAGGUACUGUCCCUUCUCUAACAAAGGACCUCGACAAGAUUGGUACUCGAGUCGGCAUGGCACUCUCACUGAUAAGCUUUGGACCAUUGACUGGACCAUCCGUGGCAGGAGCAUUAAUAGCGCGCGGAGGAUACUUGGCUGCGCAAAUGUGGGCAGGGGCAGCCUUGAUCGUGGCAGUAUUGGCCCUUGUGGGAGCUCGUUUGCUUAUUUCGGGGCCACAUGUUCGAGCAAAGCUUUGA